AUGGUAACCAGGGCAGACAUAGAAAUAAGAUCGCCCUCUUCCGGACUAUGUGUUGUGGAGGUGGGGCCAGAGCGGGCGGAGGCUCGGGUAAGAACAGGAAAGAGCAGUUUUUUAGGUUGUUUAUUAGGUUUUGUGGCUGUAAGCGGUUUCUUAGAGAGGCCCCUUUGCGAAUAUAACGCGGGACGAACUGGUUGGGAGACAACUAAUUUUUGGAGAUGGCGGCCGGUACUCACCAGGGACGACGACCUCCGUGAGCGGCGAAAGGCGUCUCCUAUUGUUUCAUCAAGAAGGGGUCUGCGCAGACGAUAUCUCACUCGGGGGUCCGCCUGUGAAGGAUCUGCACCUCUGGCCCCACGUUGGGCGCCACUUGUCCCGUCCAGCGGGGUCCCUUCAUCGCUGAAGUGCCUUGUGAAAUACAGUCCAGAGAAAGCCUUGUCGCAGCAGCACUACCAGGCUGGAGCCACACUCCAUGCACAGAAGGCCCUGAUUUCUCAGCUACUUCUGGCCUCAGAGAUACUGGUCCUGACUCUCCCAGCCCACAGCCUCUGCCUCCCUAUCAGUAUAGAGACACUGGGAGGGGAAUGCAUUGCAAAAGAGAGGGAUCCUUUAGAGUUCGGGGACCUGGGAGCCCUGGUGCAGGCCCUAGUGGCCCAUCUGGGGCACUGUCGCAUUGCAUGAGACCUGCAGCUACUGUUUCUGCAGCAUAUGUGGCUAGGCUCUAAUGGCCAGGCCCCAGUUGUGGAGUAUCCUGUAUGCCUGGUGUGUGUCCGCUCCUUUGGCCCCUCUUGCCCUGUCCCCAGUUACAGGACUGAACCUUGGCUGCUUGCCUUUCAUGCAUGGGGCCAGGAAUGCAGGCCCCUCCGCAUAGGCAUUGACUUUGGCCUCCAUCUCUCUCGGGGCCAGGCCACAGCCAUGCAUCUGUUGCCAGAAAGAAGGCCAGAGGAAGAAGGGCCUCAGGGUAAGGCCACUCAGGCCCAUGCGUGUCAAACGCAUGCAUCUCAGUCCCCAGUGGUUCAAGCCUCAGUGGCUCAGACCAGGGCAGAUCCAGCCCCAGGCACACCUUUCCAGACAGGGAGCCUCAGGUCUGUAAGCCCUCUCUCACCAAAUUCCACAGGCUUUUCAGGGCCUCCUCCUCAGGAACCAAAGGAAGCCACUGUCUCCCUGAAGCCCAGGCCUUCCUCUGCCUGAAGAGGCCCACUUCUCCAGAGUAGCCACCCUAGUUCCAGAGCCAAGGAAGCUCCCUGGAGCACCUCCUCUGAACCCUACCAUCUCUAUUAGGCCCCAGGUCUCAGGGAGCCCUCGAGACACCGUGAUGGGCUGGCUGACUGGAGGUCAGGCAUGUUCUCCAGCCUUGAUCCCUGGGAGCCCCUUAUGGAGUCUGCUCUCUCCUAGCUGAAGAGGACCAGGGGCCCCUGGACUCCUGGGCCCCCAUUCAGUGUAUCCAAUAAAGCCUGCCACUGCAAAACUUGUGGUUGUGUCCUACUGAGCAGACACAGUGGGUGGCUGUACCUACAGAGGGCCAGAACCCAAAAAGGGGUUGGGGAGAGUCAGACAAAACACACUGGGCAGAAAAAGUGGAUGCCUUGUAACUGAGGAGGGCAUGGGACCCACAAGGCCUGAGCACCUGAGAUGUGCAGAAGGCUCUGCUAGGCCCUGCACACAUUUAAUUGCAUUUGGUGGGGCAGAUAAUGGCAUCCCCAAAGAUGAAGCCACUGGGCCCCUUUCUCUGGGUACACCUUAGGUUAACGAGGAUGCAACCUGACCCAGUCAGGGGAGUGAUAGAUGUCUCCUUGCAGGGAAGAGCAUGCCUAGCCUUCAGUGGCAGAGAAACAUGGGGUCUUUACAUUGGAGGUCAGAAACCCAAAGGCCCCCACAGGUAGCUGGGAUGUCAGGCAGAGACAAGACCAGCCCUGCCUGGGAGCCAAGUUGCCUCUCACUGAUGGUGUCAGAGGGAAGCAGCCCCCACCCACAAACCCUCAGGAACAGGAGCCCAUUCGUGGAGCUACUAGAAUGGCCAACGUCCACCUCUGCCCACCACAGAGGACAGGUGUUUUAUUAAGCUAAAUAGUGGUUUCCUCAUACCAGUAAACGGUGGAUUCGAGAUUUGAAGCCAGGAUUGUUUUAAACGUCACGCGGCCUCUGUUAACAGACAAGAGAUGUAGAUCACUUCCUCUCCGGGGUAAAAUGUAAAGGCUGCGCUUAAGUGUGGACAGCCCUAAUCCAAAGAUUUCUUUAUUAAAGUUUUAUUAACUACCCUUAACCUUCAUUAGUUACCCUCCUCCUCCAGUCACCAUAGACCCACCCCUGGAGUGGGGGGAACGACCCUCCUCCGCCCCUCACAAAGAU
Messenger RNA from Manis pentadactyla (Chinese pangolin), 2346 nucleotides. RefSeq names its product proline rich 30 (gene PRR30). The record is from RefSeq and is a predicted model, not a curated record. Lineage: Eukaryota; Metazoa; Chordata; Mammalia; Pholidota; Manidae.